Messenger RNA from Helicoverpa armigera (cotton bollworm), 2095 nucleotides. RefSeq lists its product as uncharacterized. NCBI's taxonomy places the organism in Eukaryota, Metazoa, Arthropoda, Insecta, Lepidoptera, Noctuidae. The transcript is spliced from 12 exons. Bases 303 to 2042 code for a protein of 579 amino acids. The record is from RefSeq and is a predicted model, not a curated record.
GCGGCGGCGCGCCAGUCUCCCGCGGACCUCGCCCCGGACACACGUCGCGACAAACAUCGACAAUACCCACACGUGCGUGGCGCAACCCUAUUCUUGUUGUUCUAUAUACUACAUACAAAACUGUGCUGUGUUAACCCCUGUAUUAUACCACCUGGAAUUCUUUCAUUUUCAAAGGUAUCGAAAGCCAUUCGGACGGUGUGUAGUGAGUACAAAGAUAGUAUGUGCAGUGACGGUUCACAGUUGUAUGUGAGGGACAGCCGGUGACAAUUGUGUAGUGGCUACAUGUGAGUGAAUUGUGGACAAUGAUCGUUUGGCGUACGAAGAACACUAGUCGUCGGAAAUACGGGGGCUGGUCCAAAAUGGCAUCAGAUGUCGCGUCACAUAUAAGGAAAUCAACAGUUUUAUGGCUAAUUUUGGCCUUAACGAAUACGCGAGCGCGGGCGGGCGAACUAUGGCCAAUGGAGCGACCAGACGGGAUGCCAGUCAUACAGUCACUAGAAGUCAUGUGCGGGAAGGAUCACAUGGAUGUCCACCUCACGUUCUCUCACCCCUUCGAGGGCAUUGUCUCGUCAAAAGGUCAGCACGGUGACCCCCGAUGUGUCUACGUACCGCCUUCGACGGGCCAGACGUACUUCUCAUUUCGGAUCGCAUACGCCAAGUGUGGCACUAAACCAGAUCUUCACGGGCAGUUCUACGAGAACACGGUGGUUGUGCAAUACGACAAGGACCUGCUUGAAGUGUGGGACGAAGCGAAGAGGCUGCGGUGCGAAUGGUUCAACGAUUACGAGAAAACCGCCUCCAAACCUCCCAUGGUUAUCGCCGAUUUGGAUGUAGUGCAGUUGGAUUUUAGAGGGGACAAUGUGGACUGUUGGAUGGAGAUUCAAGCUGGAAAGGGACCGUGGGCGGCUCCGGUGUCAGGGAUAGUCCCUUUAGGGUCCACCCUCACACUGGUUGUCGCCAUCAACGAUUAUCGAGGUGAAUUCGACAUGCGAGUGAAGUCGUGUGCUGCGUCAGACGGCUCCGGCCAUGUGAUUCAACUGUCAGAUGAAUAUGGAUGCGUGCUGCGGCCUAAGAUGAUAUCAAGAUUCCUGAAAGCCAAAGCAGUAGACGAACGCGCCACCGUCAUCACGUACGCAUUCUUCCACGCCUUCAAGUUCCCCGAUGCCCUCAGCGUCCACAUCAGGUGUAAGGUGGAAAUCUGCAGGCACGGCUGUUUGGAUCACUGUCAGUUGGCCGGAGUUACUCCUCAAAGACACGGCGCCUUGGACAGAAAAGACGAUAGGACUCAUCAAGAUCACAACGAGAUAAAUGAUUCAUCAGCUGAAGAUGGUGGUUUAUCGGACAUAUCAGACGAAGCCCGUCUUCCUUUAGAAGAAGCGUUUGGCGAUGAAGUAUCAGGCGAUGUGGUGCUGGCUCCAGCCCCGCUACCACAGAGAGCUCCGGCGCCUGUUAUUGAACCUGAAAGUGAUCAUAUGUCUGCUGUGGAAGAAUUAGUUGAAGCUCUCGCUAGACCUUUUACUGACCGUCCCUCGAACAUCGAUCGCGAACGCUUCCCUCACGGACCUCGUAACCUUGGCAACCAAGUUCCCGAACCAUCAGGCGAUGGUGUAGUCCCAGCCAAGGCACCAGGCCCUGCCGUAGCUGGUCCCAGGUCUCUUCGCAAACGAAGAACAGUCCGCGAUGCUAGAUCCGCUGAUGUCGGCGUUUCGGGAAUAUAUGAAGUUGUGUCUGAAGCCGAUUUGGCUUUUGGACCUUCAAGAACCGAACCUGUCACUGUGUUUAGCGGAAGGAUUCGUGAAGAGGUCGUUUACGGGAUCUGUAUGGGAGCAGUUAGCUUCGGUGCCCUGUUCGCGUCAGCGGCCGGCGCCGCCGCGGGUGCAGCUCUGGCCGCGGCAGUCAUGCUGCAGAAACUUCGAUCUCGAAUGGCUGUCCAACCUCCCAUUCCCGUGUCUCCUGCCCCAGCGUCACAUUCCCUUGCUGCGUGGAUGGCUUUAAGACUCCUUGGAUCACAACCUCAUCCACAUCAUUCCCGUGAUGGUUGAUACCAACCUAAUAGAAUCCUACCGAAGACUGUUCUUAGAUGCUAAAUAUUAAA